AUGUUAGAACUCGAAAGAAACAACAAAAUGGUCGAGUUGGCGUUGAUGGGAACGAGGUUCUCGACGAAAAUAGCAGAGUUAAACCAAACGAUUAAUUUUCUGACAGUAGGCAAUUGGACAUAUUUUGGAAAGACCAAGCAUUUGUACAAGGUAUUCGAUGAACGGCUCGAAUUCGACGAAGCCCAAGUAUUUUGUGUGGCUCAAAACGGCCAUUUGGCAUCGAUUCACAGCCAAGAAGAGAAUGAUUUCGUUCUGGGACUCGUCAAGGCCAACAACGUUUUUGGUGAGGAGAGCACCUUGUGGAUUGGACUGAAGCGAAGAAACGGUAAAGUGGGAAAUCCUUUGGAAUGGACCGAUGGAAGUGCUGUGGAUUUCACGAAUUGGUCAUCCAACGAGACGAAUCCGGACACGCACGGCUAUAUUUAUGAUGGCAGCAGCGGGAAAUGGUCUCUCUAUGCGUCUGUCCGGCGGCUAUUUGUCUGCAAAAGAAAGAAAGAAAACUUCGACCGAAACGCUGAAUUGAAAUCCAUGCUCUCCGCCGUCAAAGCAAAUAAAACGACACAAUUGGAGACUGAUUUAAAUCAAAGGAUUACUUUUCUUGCUUGGACAUAUUUCCCGAUGACGAAUUCUUUCUACAAGGCAAUCGAUCGAAAUUUCGAACAUGAUAAGGCUGAGGCGUUUUGUGUGGAACGGAAUGGCCAUUUGGCGUCAAUUCACAGUCAGGAGGAGAACGAUUUCGUUUGGGGACUCGCAAAAGAUCUCGACUCACGCAAUGGAUUCUGGAUCGGACUACAGAGAAAUCCGAGAAAAAAAUUUGCUAUCGAAUGGACAGACGGAAGUGCUGUGGAUUUUGCGAAUUGGCAUAACGAAGAGCCGGACCGGCAAUGGCAAGGCCAAAUCUCUGGCACUAGCGGAACGUGGAGAUUCACUUCAACGGAUUUUUAUCCCUUUAUCUGCAAAACAAGCUCUCCAUUC
Messenger RNA from Mesorhabditis belari, 975 nucleotides. The record is from the annotation of a GenBank genome assembly. Lineage: Eukaryota; Metazoa; Nematoda; Chromadorea; Rhabditida; Rhabditidae.